Musca vetustissima is the source of this 519-nucleotide messenger RNA. RefSeq lists its product as uncharacterized. The record is from RefSeq and is a predicted model, not a curated record. NCBI's taxonomy places the organism in Eukaryota, Metazoa, Arthropoda, Insecta, Diptera, Muscidae. The transcript has 5 exons. Bases 1 to 519 code for a protein of 172 amino acids.
AUGAGAGAUCAAAAAUUUCAAAAGGUUAUUGACUACCGUCUGUCCCUCCAUCUGGUCUACGGAGAAUACAUGAGCACCACAGGAUUUGGUUGUGGCCAAGUUGUUGGUGAAUGUACCCUAAAAGUAAUUGGUCGUGGUAAAAUUGGGUUAUAUGUUUAUGCCAAGUUGUGGCAAUUACCAAUUAAUAAUAUUUCGAUAAACGUGGCCAUAUUGAAAAAGACCAACGGCUAUCGACCGUUCCUCUAUAAUGUUACUACGAAUUUUUGUCAAUUUUUGGCCAAUAGGAAGAAAUAUCCCUUUAUUGAUGUUUUCGUUGGUAUUCUAGUAAAAGAUUCAAAUAUCAAUCACACCUGUCCAUAUAAUCAUGAUAUAAUAGUGAAGAAUUUAGUAUUGGAUAUAAAUAAACUGAAAUAUCUUCCAUUUCCACGUGGAGAAUAUCGUAUAGAUUUGAAAGUUGCUGCCUACAAUGAUUGGAAAGCUGAUGUUAAGACCUAUUUCCAGAUAUUUGAAGAUUUAUAA